GUCCUCCGCUUUCCAUUUCCCGUUCUGAAAGUUCCUACAAAGCUCCCGGACACUCGAAAACAAUAAUAAUAAAAAGAUAAAUCUCCUUCCUCCCUCAAAAAAAAAACGCGACAAUGAAAUGAAAUGAAGUGAAAACUCCAAAUCAAAAGUAACCCGGGGCCAAAAGCCACGCACACCCUGUCCCUCCGAGUGCCACUUGGCGACUGGCGACUGGACACCCGCGAGCGCCGAGCCAGACCCAUGGAAGCUUCCAGAGCCCAGCGACCGUUACCCUUAAAGCGAGGCUGGCCCAGCCGUUUAUGUUCAAAUUAAAUUUAAAAUUUAAAAAGUAGAAACGCGCACCCAUAUCAGAAAAAAAUUAUAAAACAUAUAUAUAUAUUUAUAUUUCUCUUCACCACUUCCCCCCCCGCCCCGGUUCUUGGUUAGAAACUGGAGCCUUUGAGGAGCGGGCUCCGAGCGUACAAUGCCUGGGCAGCAGCCGCAGAAAGACAAAGAAAAGGACGAGGAGAAGGCUGAUGAGGAAAUGGAGCAGGAUUCUCCAGAGAAUGAGGAGAGCUCAGAUGAGGAGAGUGGCAGUACCUCUGCAUCCGAGGAGGAGGGUGAAGACAGCUCCGAGAUGGAUGAUGAGGACUGUGAACGACGCCGCACUGAGUGUCUGGACGAAAUGUCGGAUCUGGAGAAGCAGUUCACGGAUCUGAAAGAACAACUGUACAAAGAGAGAUUGAGUCAGGUUGAAGCCAAAUUGGACGAGGUGAUCGCAGGAAAAGCAACCGAGUACUUGGAGCCCCUGGCUGUCCUGCAGAAGAACAUGAAAAUCAGAACUGAGGUAGCAGGAGUGUAUAAAGAUUUGUGCUUGGAAGUAAUCAGAAACAGGUACGAGUGUGAACUGCAGGGUGCUCGGCAACAUCUGGAGAGUGAGAAGCUGCUGCUGUUUGAUAACAUGCGGAACGAGCUGUUGGAGCGAAUUCAGCGAUUGGAGGAGGACAAGCAGAGUAUAGACAUCACCUCUGAAUGGUGGAAUGAGGAGGUCCGAGGGAAACGGAACAAGAAGAAGUGCGACACCUUUAAAUCAGAGAAGAAGAAGAAGGCAGCAACUGUGUCUGGUCCAUACAUUGUCUACAUGCUACGGGACAUUGAUAUCUUGGAGGACUGGGCUGCAAUUAAAAAGGCGAAAGCAGUUGUUGCACAACAAAAAAGAAAAUCAGAUGGUGCAGGUUCUGAAGCAGCCCAUGGUAAGAAGGCAAAGGCCUCGUCCCAAGUGUUAAAUGAUACAACUUUGCCUAAACAGGAGAAGCAUUUGUACGUGGCCAAGUGUGAGGAAGGAAGACUGUUCUACGAGGGAGACUGGUACAGCAAGGGACAGAGCAUCGUACUGGAGAUAAAGGAUGAAGCGCCCUCACAUGCAACGAUUACGGCUGUCAGCACAGGAGAGGUCUGGCUCCGCAGGUUAGACGGCAGCAAAACCAAAUUGUACGUCAGCCAGCUUCAGAAAGGGAAAUACUCGAUCCACAAGGCAUGACCUUUUGACACUAAACUUCUACAAACCCUGCCACCAAGGAAAAGCUUUUAAUUGCAAAAAAAAAUGUUAUAUAGCGAUUAUAUAAAAUGAAAAGUACGUUUUGAUAAGCAGCCUUCUACCCAGGGUUUACAUGGAAGAUUAGCACUGAAGAAAGUCAGUGUGACUUCAUUAUGGAACUUACCAAGGUUAGAGGACCAUGAGCGAAUCAAAUUCUCACUCGGGCUUCUAGGGAAAAAAUACUUUGACAAAACAGCGGCUUUGGGGAGGCCGGAUAAACAGAAUUCCCCCAGUGCCUCCUCCUCCUCCCUCCAGAUUGCUCGCAAAAUUCACGAGUGGUGAAGCCAAGAGAAUAACCUAGCACUUUCUCUCUUUAUCUUUUUUUUUUUGGUGACCUACUCUGCACUAAGACUCAGAUUUGUGUGUGACGACGAAUCGCAGAAUAAUUUGAAAAAAUACCUAUGCGGAGCCUGUAUCCAACUUGCUUUAUGGUUUCGAGAUACACGGCAGAGCUCAACUGUGGAUACAGCUUUCAACUGUACAGCACUUUUUAAAAACCGGACCGACUCUAAAUCGGAGUCCUGAGCACUAAACCAUGGAGAUCGUGUGAAAAAGAAAGUUUAUUUCAAAUCUAUUGAAGCUUUAAAAAAAAGAGACAUCUAUUAAAAUAAAUAUUUGACAUUUA
Molecule: messenger RNA, 2201 nt
Organism: Carcharodon carcharias (great white shark)
Lineage: Eukaryota; Metazoa; Chordata; Chondrichthyes; Lamniformes; Lamnidae
Product: breast cancer metastasis-suppressor 1 homolog
Exons: 12
Coding region: 464-1519 (351 amino acids)
Biological process (GO): negative regulation of transcription by RNA polymerase II
Cellular component (GO): Sin3-type complex
Molecular function (GO): histone deacetylase binding
Source: RefSeq, a predicted model, not a curated record